CAGCCUAAUCAGCCGACGUCCGAGUUCAAGGUGUUCCGGGUGAUUGAACCGCAGUUUCUGGCGACAAAGCCCACACCGACGUAGAUGACGACGACGCGGACGCCGACAAUGCCGAAGACGGUGGCAACUUCGUUGUUCAGUACCACUGGUCGUCGUGGAGCGAGCUGGACACUCUGGGUGGCCGGAUGCUGUUCGUCGGGCAUGGCUGCUCCAGAUCCUACGAGGUCGAUCAGUACCCGGGCUUCAAGGACGGCAUCUACUUCUUGGAUGACGGGGAUUUCUACGACGCGGCGGUGAUCUUCGGCAACGGCAAUGUGAGGCAGUACCCUUGCAGCGACAACGGGAGGUGGUCAGAAGGACAUGUCCAGCGCUGCUUCCCGAGAUGGGCUGGGCUGGGCUGGGCUGGACCCUGGCCUUUCGGAAUCUUCCAACUGGGCUCAGUUUCUUCAUUUUUGCCUGCCUUCGGAGUGCACGGGGGAGAAGCGCACGCAGAGAGAAUGAGGGGGCUCCUCGGGCGCCGGCGGCAGCCGCCGCCACUCCCCCUCUUCCCCGCCGCCAAGCGCUCGUCCGCUCCGGCGGGCCUCCUUCUCGGCCGCAUCCGCCGUCUCCUCCCGGCGAGCCGGCUCCUCCGGCUGCUCCUCCUACUCGCCCUCUUCUCCCUCGUCCCGCCGGCCUUCUUUCACCUCCGCCUGCGCCGCUUCCACCGCAUGCGCGAGAGGAAGUGCGGGUGGAUCACGAGCCCGCCUAUGGUGUGCGCGCACGGCGGCGACUCCACCGACGCGUUCCCCAACUCGAUGGAAGCAUUUCGGAUGGCUCUGGACGCGCGGGUCGACUGCGUGGAGGUGGACGUCUCGAGGUCCUCCGACGGCGUGCUCUUCGCGCUGCACGACAGGGAUCUGCAAAAAAUGUCUGGUAAUUCCACUGCCAAAGUUGGCUACUGGAGCACAGAUGAGAUAAAAGCACUAAGUACAAGGUUUCAGCUAUCGAAAAGUGUCCGAAACGAGGAUGUUCCUAAAGCAGAAGAUGCUCUGGCAAUGAUAUCACAGUCGGUUCGGCAGGUGAUUCUGGAUGUGAAAGUUGGCCCACCUUCAUUUGAGAAAGGUUUAGCUGAAGAUGUAUUGUCUCUUCUGAAGAGAACAAAUUGCAAAAAUUGUCUUGUGUGGGCAAAAAGUGAUGACCUAGGGAGAGAGAUGAUCAAGUUGUCUAAAGAUGUUGUGGUUGGUUAUAUUGUUAUGGUUGAUAAGUCCACUGGUAGAAGAACCGAGUUGGUGCGGCUCGAAGGGGCUAAAGUUGCUGGUGUAUAUCACCCUUUGAUCCAUGAAAAAGUAGUGAAGGUCAUGCGGAGACAUGAUAAGAAAGUUUUUGCAUGGACUGUUGACGAUACCAACUCCAUGGAGAAGAUGCUAUCUGAGCAUGUUGAUGCCAUUGUGACCAGCAAGCCUUCCGUCCUGCAGCAGCUUAUGCAUGAGACAAGAUCUGAGUGCAUGGAAGAUGGUUUUGCCUUACCAUAGGAUUUCUAUUUCUUAGUGCACAUUACUAUCACUGCAGGUUUGAGAACAAAAGAGUAAGAAUUUUUUUUAUAGAUUAGAUGAUGAUUUAUCUUAUCUUUUACACUUCGAUAGAUCAUUGAGAUAGGCCUUAAAAAAAUAUAAUUAACUUGCCAUGAAUCUUUUUUUGGUUUCAUUUUACCGCUCCACUACAACAGAUCAAGUGAUAGUGACAUUGUGAUAAUAUUAUCAUUGAUUCAUAGGAUCAUACUUUCACGAUUGAAUUUCAA
This is a messenger RNA of Panicum hallii, 1777 nucleotides long. Its product is annotated as glycerophosphodiester phosphodiesterase GDPD4. Bases 186 to 1511 code for a protein of 441 amino acids. The record is from RefSeq and is a predicted model, not a curated record. Gene Ontology annotation, molecular function: phosphoric diester hydrolase activity. Gene Ontology annotation, biological process: lipid metabolic process. The transcript has 10 exons. Lineage: Eukaryota; Viridiplantae; Streptophyta; Magnoliopsida; Poales; Poaceae.